UGAAGUCUUGUGUGGUCUAUGAUUUAUGACCGUAUUUGGUUUUCACAAGCGUCAUUCACUGGCAAGACCCAGAACAAGCGUUGUCUCCGCUAAACACCAUUAGUAUAAUGAAGACUCUCUUCAUUGUCGUGCUUGUGCUUAUCGUUGGGGUCUAUCUAGAAAGCCUUCUUGGAGUAGAAUCCAGUCACUGUCUGACCGGAAGACUUGUAGAGUCUUGCACAACUACUGUGCGGUACGUUGAAGAGGAACUCAAGAAAUUGCAGCAUUCAUUCCAAACAGACGGAAAGAAACGAGACCAAGAGAUUGAGACAACGAAAUUGCAAGUACGUAACCUUACCAGUGAUUUGCAGACUGAAAGAAUCAAAUCUCAGAACGUUAGCGCAGAAUUGAAAGAAACCAUUGUUAACCUUCAAACGGACAAUCUGCUUCUCAAACAAAGCUUAGAGACAACAAAAUUACAAGUACGCAACCUUACAAGUGAUUUACAGACUGAAAGACAGGAACGGAUCAAAUCGCAGAACGUUAGCGCAGAAUUACAAGAAACCAUUGUUCAAAUUCAAAGAGGCAAUCUGCUUGGCAACCAAAGCUUUGAGACUGGAGUUGUCAAUAGUGUGUCAUCAAUCGACGACUUGCCUUCGUGUGGAGCAUCAACUCGCGGCUCAAUUCGUCUCUUGCCCGUUUUUGUAAAUUCUGCGCUUAGGAGAGACGCCUUCAUAAUAUGUGCUGACUUGGAAAAUGGAAAAUUUCAAUGGAUUGAAGUGAUGACAAAUGGUGGCAUCCUUACAAACGGCAGCAGUUGCCGAGACUUGAUAGAACCCACAUAUCUUUCAUUUGUUCUACCAGAUGGACUCUACAACCUAACAGACAGCAACAUGGACUCUGUGACGGGUUAUUGUGAUAUGACGACAGACGGUGGCGAAUGGUUAUUGAUUGGCAAAUCAUUUCAACCGAACAUACGAAAUUUAAAUUCGACAAGCGAGCCCGUAACUUUGACAAGCGGGCAAGGAUGGUCAAAUAGAUUUCCAUCCAUCGUCGUCAACGAUUUUCGUGUGCAAUUUGCCAUUUCGAGUUCGAUGGAAGAUACGAAAGGAAAUUGGUACUAUCAUUUAGCUCGUCCUCGACCUCUUGCCCAACUUUUCACAUCUGAUAAUGGAAAUAAGUGCGAUAAUGAAGAUGGAAUCACAGAUAUUGAAUAUACAGUUGACAUUCGCGGUGGUACAAGAAACAACAAUCAUAGAUGUUCAGCAUUUCAAGAUCCAAGUCCAAAUUCCUUCAAUGGCAUCAACAAUUGUUUCACUUCAACUGGUUGUUCUAUUUCUGGCAACGACGGCUCAUUUAGUUUCCAUGGACAGAAUGCAGUAUCUGGACAAGACGACCAAUCGACUGCUUUCUUUGGAUGUGAUGAUGGCAAAUGUUGUGCAUGCUGGGGUCCAACUGGAGGACAAGAAACUUACUGCUUCGAUGACUGUGAUACAGAAAGCGGUAGUAGCAAGCAAAGUUCCGGAUAUGCAUGGUUCUAUGUACGCUAAUAGAACAAUUCUUGUGUCAAGACAGCAGACAAUAGUUUACGUACGUUGCACGACGAGUUAUUCUAACUUCACUGAUAAUGCGCAUGUGUUUGUUUAAAAUCUUAACUGGAAACUGUUUCAAAGUUGAGCAAAUCAAAGGUCUUUGGUGCAUGACACGAGUUGAUUCAACCAUCAAUUGUUUGUCAUAUUUACAAAUUUAACAUUUUAUUAACACUUUAUGUAGAAAAUUUAGCAUUCGUAUCUGCAGUGUAUAGAGAGAGGGCUAGUCUUGCAAUAACACAACACCGUGUUGUCGUACUCAACAAGAUCAGUCUGGUUUGUAAAGUCUAUUACAAGUACCGGAAGCAAACCCUGCUUCAAAAGUACUUAGACCAUGACGGCUGUCUAGAAAGAAGACAUGACUUUACGAAGGAUCCGAGUAGAUCCCAGAAGCAC
Molecule: messenger RNA, 1964 nt
Organism: Corticium candelabrum
Lineage: Eukaryota; Metazoa; Porifera; Homoscleromorpha; Homosclerophorida; Plakinidae
Exons: 14
Coding region: 108-1529 (473 amino acids)
Source: RefSeq, a predicted model, not a curated record